Geodia barretti is the source of this 2892-nucleotide messenger RNA. The record is from the annotation of a GenBank genome assembly. Lineage: Eukaryota; Metazoa; Porifera; Demospongiae; Tetractinellida; Geodiidae.
UAUCCACGAGAAGUCGUCUCCACAGGCCCGAACUAGCGCAGUCAGAGCUCGUUCCCUGCCCGUAGCUGCACAUCGGCACUGCCAGAGCUAGCUGAUCGACCAGGCCCCGUCUCUCCUCCAGCGUUCAUGGUCCGGGUCAUCAAUUUGUAACGAUGGCGUCUAUAAGGAAACACUACCGCGAGCCAGCCCCACUGCAUUACCCCUUCGCAGCACCCGUGGGUAUGAAGGUCUACUGCUGGGUUGGGUCUCCAGAUCCGAAACAGAAACAGCUCAAGGUCGACGUGUUUGACCCGAUUCGGGAGUCGUGGAAACAGCUGGAUUCACGCGGCGACUGCCCCGUGAAUGGGAACGGUACCUGCGCGGUUGCCGUCGGGAACGACAUGUACAUCUUCGCGGGGUCCGAUUCAGACGGUCUUCACAAACUGGACACGGUCACGAUGCGGUGGACGUACAUCAAUCCCCGAGGGGUCGUGCGGCCGACCCCCCGUGGCGGGGGGAGGUUGAUAGGAAUUCAGGGGAACCGACUGGUCCUGUUUGCCGGGUACGUCCAUAAGGUAGUGAAGAAAAACAAGAACCCGUUGAAGAAAAACACGACGACCGGCGGAAUCUGCGACCAGUUUCACAUCUUCCACAUUGACAAAGGGGAGUGGACAGCUCCUGCCUGCUACGGGGACAUCCCCUCCGCUCGCUCCAACUUUGUCAUGGUUCCCGUGGACGUGAAGAGAGCGGUCGUGUUUGGAGGCAACGCCAGGGGUAACGGACGAGCAGACGACCUGUUCAUCAUCCACUGGGACAGCCUGUUGUGGACGAGGAUCCCCAAGACUGGUUCAUGGCCCAAAGGUCGCAAAGCGCACGGGGCCUGCUGCAUCAACUAUGACAAACCCAACCCCCUCCUCCUGAUGGUUGGCGGAAUGGACAGGGAAGAGGCCCGCAUGAGAGACAUGUGGUUACUGAAUGUCAACCAAUGUCGCUGGACUCAGCUGCCGGACCUGCCACACCCCCCUCGGAAUGGUCACAUGAUGAUAGCGUUUCCUCUCUCUGACAAACUUGUGGAGGUCACCUUAUUUGGUGGGGAGAGUGCACAUGGGAAAAAGCUGUCACACACUUGUAUCCUUCGCUUCGAGUGUGAGACAGAAGAGGACACGUGGGCCUUGGUGAACAUCAUCGAGCCAGCGGACGUGGGUCGACCGAUUGAGAGAGUCCAGGAGAAGAUGGAGAGCCUGGGGCUUCUCCCGAGCAGUUCGCAGUCGGCGAGCAGUUCGCAGUCGCCGACCAGCAAUGAGCUGAAGGGCCAGCCUCUGCCAGGCGGGGAGCUGUCUGCGCAGCACAGCAACGGAGAGCCUCAGAAAUGUAUCCUAUUUUUGUCUUUCGGAUUAAGAAAUUAAGCUUUGUCGUCGUAAUUGAUUUUCACUCUGAAGCGUGAACAAGGCUAGGGAAUUUCUUAUGAAUUCUAAUUGGUGUUUUUGUGUUGUGUCAACUUUCAAACGUAAUUUUUUGCUCUCUUCCUAUGUAAACAUAAUGCAGUGGUUCGCCAGGAAACGUCUUUGAAUGGAGAGGGGGGUUUGGGCCAUCUCUCCGCUCGCUCGAAACGGAGUUACAUCAUCGAUCUCGAGGAACUAGAAUUCGGGAGGCAGCUCGGCGAGGGAGCGUACGGCACUGUCUACGCGGGGAAAUGGAAACCGAAAUCAAACGUCGAAGUUGCGAUCAAGAAAUGCUUCAACAAACCGUUUGACGCCGAGAUUCUGAGCGUUCUUCCACGCCACCCAAAUGUCGUUUUCUUCUACGCUACGUCGACUUCCGAAGACGCCACUUUCAUAGUGACGGAGCUUGUCACCGAAGGUUCUCUGUACGACUUCAUCCACACUGACAACAAAGAUUUCGACGAUCUCCAGGCGAUCUCCUGGGCCAAGCAGAUUGGCUACGGCAUGGAACAUCUUCACGGUCAUCACAUCGUUCACCGCGACCUCAAAUCGGGCAACGUUCUCAUUUCCUCCGACAUGGAAAUGAAGGUGUGUGAUUUCGGAACGGCUCGCGCGGUGGUUGACACGUGCGAGCAGUCCACGGUACGUGGCACCUAUCGCUGGAUGGCCCCCGAGAUCAUGAAGGAAGACGACGCAAUCAUAGACAAGAACUGCGACGUUUUCUCCUACGGUUGCGUCCUCUACGAACUAUUUGAGCGAAAGCUGCCGUACCACAAGGAAAAGAACAGCGUGUUUUUGGCCAUGAAAGUCUUGGAUGGCCUCAGACCGGAAAUUUCUGGGGAUGCCAGUAUCCCCGAGUUUCUGAAGGACCUAAUGGAGGCAUGUUGGGAGGAAAAUGCCCAGAAGAGGCCUUCGUUCGAAGAUUGCAUCACAGCACUCAGAAUGAAGUCCUUCCACCGAUAACUCCAUAAACCGAACCGGUUGGGCUGAAAAACUUUUUGUAAGAAAGUACGAUAUGGCUGUUGAUAUAUAAAAGUUUCCAGUCUUUGUGUAAACUUGUACAGUUAUGUGUUUUAAACACAAUACUUUUAUAUAUAAUUAGGUAACAGUUUAUUAGUAGAUGGUGUUAUGAUAGAGAUAUAUGCUCAGUUGAAUAAAUGCGAACGAAGCCGUCGCGACAGCUGGUGUAAAUCUUGUCACCACGGAGACAGAUGUUGGUCACAUGAUCAAUAUCAGGUCCAGUCAGUUUGGAGACUGGCGUGAAAAGAUUGUCACACCUCCACACCAGAACUGACCCAUCAGCGUAUCCGGCAAUGCAGCUCUGAGUGUUGAAGACAGACAGGCUGGUGAUGGCGGACGAUGCAUGGUACAGCUGUAGGGCCUGUUCGGGCAUACGAAUGUCCAGUUGCGUGACAAGUCCAUCAUCACAUCCACACACCAGGUCAAACUCGGACACAAAUACGCACGACUG